Messenger RNA from Prorocentrum cordatum, 384 nucleotides. Lineage: Eukaryota; Dinophyceae; Prorocentrales; Prorocentraceae. The record is from the annotation of a GenBank genome assembly.
GGCGGCUUGUAGGCGCGCGCGCGCGCGCGCCUCCGGGCCGCCCUGGGGGCGAUUCGGCGCAGGCCCCAGGGCCGCGUCAGGCGGCGCCAUGGCGGCCAUGGACGUCGGAAAGAGGAUGAUGGAGAAGAUGGGCUGGAGCAAGGGCCAGGGUCUCGGCAAGGACAAGCAGGGCAUGACUAGCUGCAUCAUCAUGACCAAGAGCAAAGGCAGCAAUACGCAGGGCCGCAUCGAGACCGCCGCACCUAUCUUCAAGAACAAAAAGGAGAAAGCAGAGGUCAAGAAGGAGGCAUUUUCCUGGCCUAUCCUACCUUCUCGCUUACAGCUGCCAGACGACUCAGCUGUGGGACUGAUGCGACAUGGGAGGCUCGUAUGAUUGAGUGCUGC